Messenger RNA from Enterobius vermicularis (human pinworm), 459 nucleotides. Lineage: Eukaryota; Metazoa; Nematoda; Chromadorea; Rhabditida; Oxyuridae. The record is from the annotation of a GenBank genome assembly.
AUGAUGCAAGUGUAUGGUUAUAUUGUGCGGUUAAAAUACUGUGUCCGUUUCGACUUGGCUGAAAUAACGGUACUAGAGGUCCUGGCUCAUCAUUUACUUCAGAUUUUCAACCAACAGUCGCUGUUAAUGAUACCACUGUUACUGAUCAAUUAUCUGGACAUAGAUUUACUUAUUCGAUCACGUUUAGUGGUCAUUAGUGUUGACACCGUUCACCAAAAUUGGGGAUUCGUUUUUUUGUUUGAGUUGUUUUUUGAUGGAAUGAAAAAGGAUGUGAAGAGAAGCGGCAGACUUGCAUUUGUAGGUAGAAAUAUCUCUUACAUGUUUUAUACUACAUUCGCCCAAGCACAUAAAAGCGUUGUAAGAAGGUGGAAACUGAACAAAUUCCCAUCCAGCUUUGUGAAAAUCAAUGAUCAGAUCAUAGCGGCAGCAUUCUUUGAUUUUGUUAUUGUGACAGACUGA